Messenger RNA from Heterocephalus glaber (naked mole-rat), 1421 nucleotides. The record is from RefSeq and is a predicted model, not a curated record. NCBI's taxonomy places the organism in Eukaryota, Metazoa, Chordata, Mammalia, Rodentia, Bathyergidae.
GGGAGGACGAGGCUGAGCAAAGGCCCAGUUUGAAGCAGCUGCUGCCUGAGCUGGGUAUCGCCCAGCCCCCGGUCUUCCUGUGUGUAGUUGCGAGAAAUACUAUCUACUGGGUGUCUGCAGUUUAGGACAGCUGUGAUUCUUGGGGUUAAGGAAUUAUUCUUGACAGAAGCAUUUGAAAAUAAAAAUCUGUACCAUGGCCUCAGCAGUACUUAGUUCUGUUCCCACUACAGCCUCUCGUUUUGUCCUUUUACAAGUAGAUAAUGGCAGUGGUUCUGAUUCUGAGCCUGGAAAAGGGAAAGGCUGGAAUACUGGAAAGUCUCAAACUAUGGGAAGCAAAUCAACUGCAAAUGAGAAAAAAAGAGAAAAAAGAAGAAAAAAGAAAGACCAGCAACAGAGUGAAGCAAAUGAGCUUAGGAAUCUUGCUUUUAAGAAGAUUCCCCAGAAAUCCUCUCAUGCUAUUUGUAAUGCUCAUCAGGACCUUCCAUUGUCAAACCCCGUACAGAAGGAUUCACGAGGUGAAAACUGGCAAGAAUGGAGACAAAGAGAUGAAGAGCUGACAACUGAAAUGUUUGAAGCUGAUCUUGAGAAGGCAUUACUGCUAAGUAAAUUAGAAUAUGAAGAGCACAAAAAGGAGUAUGAAAAUACUGAAAAUGCUUCAACUCAUUCAAAGAUUAUGCAUAAAAAAGGAAAGAAUCAUCAAGGAAGAGAUAAACCUCUCACAGUUUCACUAAAAGAUUUCCAAUCUGAAGAUUGCAUUAGUAAAAAGACUGUGGAAUUGAGUUCUUCCCAGACUUUAUCACAUGAUGGAGGAUUCUUCAAUAGAUUGGAAGAUGAUGUUCAUAAAAUUCUUAUUAGAGAUAAAAGAAGAGAACAGCUUACAGAAUAUAAUGGAACAGAUAACUGUACAGCUCAUGAACACAAGGAAGUGGUUCUUAAAGAUGGAAGAAUUGAAAGACUAAAGUUGGAACUUGAAAGGAAAGAUGCUGAAAUCCAGAAGCUGAAAAAUGUGAUCACUCAAUGGGAGGCAAAGUAUAAAGAAGUAAAGACAAGAAAUGCACAGUUACUGAAAAUGCUUCAGGAAGGUGAAAUGAAAGAUAAAGCAGAAAUACUUCUGCAAGUUGAUGAAUCACAAAGUAUCAAGAAUGAGCUAACUAUACAGGUAACUUCACUUCAUGCUGCAUUAGAACAAGAAAGAUCUAAAGUGAAAGCAUUACAAGCAGAAUUAGCCAAGUACCAGGGUGGCAGAAAAGGAAAAAGAAACUCUGAAUCUGACCAGUGCAGGUGAUUACAUUAGCCUUUGAAGUCAACACAAAAAUUAAACUUUCAGGGCUUUUCAAAAAUGUAGAUAUUUAAUGUUGUGCAGCUGCUAGACUAUGCAGUUUUGUUGAAGGAACAACAAGCAACUAGCUAAUAGUCUAUAA